Bipolaris victoriae FI3 is the source of this 1563-nucleotide messenger RNA. RefSeq lists its product as hypothetical. Gene Ontology annotation, biological process: positive regulation of transcription by RNA polymerase II; DNA-templated transcription. The transcript is spliced from 6 exons. Gene Ontology annotation, molecular function: DNA-binding transcription factor activity, RNA polymerase II-specific; sequence-specific DNA binding; zinc ion binding. The record is from RefSeq and is a predicted model, not a curated record. Lineage: Eukaryota; Fungi; Ascomycota; Dothideomycetes; Pleosporales; Pleosporaceae. The coding region runs from base 1 to 1563 and encodes 520 amino acids.
AUGGCAGCCACGGCCAGCGCCAGUCCCCCAGCACUCGAUCUGGAGGCGCUGAUUCAGAGUCUGCCCGCAUGCAAGAGGUGCCGAGAGUGUCGCCGCGGCUGUGAUACACUCUUGCCAAAGUGCAGGCAAUGCACAAAAGCCGGAGUCGAGUGCAUGUUCUACGACCACGGACGCAACGAAUUGCUGCCACGAAGUUAUAUCAGUGGGCUGGUGGAUCGUGUGCGCCGAUUAUCCAGCGAGCUUCCCUCUCCGACAGCCUCGAUUGGCCCUGGCAUUAGCAGCGCAUUCGGUGUGAAUGUCAAGCCCGACGCCUUUGCACAAGAUGUUACGCAGUACGAGCACCAUUUUGCAGAGGUUAAGAACAGCUAUCGCUAUCUAGGUGCAGAGGCAUGCCUAGUCAAGUCGCCCAGGUUGUACGAAGCACACAACAUACGCAGCGAGCCGGCCGACGACGAACUUGACGACUGGCAAUGCAUGAACAAGGACUCUCCCGAAAGGCAAAAUGAGCUCAAGCAGUUGUACCUUGAGGUUGUGCAGCCUCUCUAUCCUAUUCUGGACCCUUCACUGCGCUACCUCCAGCCCGAACUACCCACCAAUCUCAAUUCGAUAGAGCUAUUCUCGCUGUACAUGAUGUAUUCAAUUGCAUGCUACCUUGUUCCUAAUAACGGCAAAAGACAGCCAAAUAGCCAAAGCAGUUACCUUUCAAGCAGGCUUCCCUAUCACCAAGCCAACUCAAUCAAAUAUCGUUCGCUGGCCACUCAAUACUUUGCUGACGCCAUGGAGCACCUGGAAUUAGCAACUCUGGAACCUAACAUUGACACAAUACGCUGCAUUUUGCUCCUCGCCUUCAACAGCUCAUUUGACCCAUUGACGGGAAAUAGCGGGCAGCAGGUCGCUCUCGCUGGACGUCUAGCAUUCGACCUCGAAUCCAAGCGCGCCCUACAGGAACUUGAACCCAACGAUGUGAAAAUGCUACAAGCCAUGCACAUGACAAUCUACUGUCUUGAAAACCAACUUGCCUCAACCCUCGACCGCCCCGCUCUAUUCCCCGAACCUCCACAGGAAACCGAACUUUGCUUCGACAAGAACAAGCCCGCCGAAUAUCUCUGCUCCCUUUUCCGCAUGCAGAACCGGUUUCGAAGAGGCGAUCUCGCAGCCAAGGAAAAGGUGAAAAAGUUACUCCCGCUUUUUGAUGAGAAAGAUGAGUUGGUACCUCUCCUGCGCAUCACACUGCACAUAACGCAUCUCUUGCUGAACCCCUGCUGGGGAAGCGCAUGGCACGUUUUAGAAGCAGUAGUAAGCUGCGGCAGUGUCCACCUUUGCUUGACGCCGCACUGGGUCUACCGCGCUGGCGCAGUGCUGAUCCAAAGCAUGCCAUCGAUAUUCGGGGGCAACCUGAUUCAGCUCUACUCGAAUGCGCUACUGGUGCUUGAGCUUUCGUCGUGGAAGUGGCCGAGUUCUGCGGCCUUGUCAGCGUCGUUGGUGGAUUUGAUGCAGCACAUGAAGAAAAAGUAUCAGCCGGAUUGGUCAGAUAAGUUACAGCAUGGGGGAGUGAGGAUUUAG